Arabis nemorensis is the source of this 2256-nucleotide messenger RNA. The record is from the annotation of a GenBank genome assembly. Lineage: Eukaryota; Viridiplantae; Streptophyta; Magnoliopsida; Brassicales; Brassicaceae.
AUGUUGCAGUUCCGAGCAAAGACUCCGUUCAACAACAUUGCUCAAGAUUCUCUCUUCACUCUUUUCACCAAACGAUUUGGAUUGGGUUACAGGUUUUUGUCUUUGUUAUGCCAACCAGAGAACAUGGUUUUGGAUUCCAAAGCUUACACGAAACUUGUUCAGACAGCCGCGAAAUCUCGCUCCGCGGUUCUGGGAAAGCUAGCCCACGGCCACAUGAUCAAGUCAUCCUUCAAACCGUGUCUGUUUUUGGUGAACAAUCUUCUAAAUAUGUAUUGCAAGUGCGGGGAGUUGGGUUUUGCACGCCAGUUGUUCGACAGAAUGCCUGAACGAAACAUUAUUUCUUUUAAUUCUUUGAUUUCUGGGUACCGCCAGGUGGGAUUUCAUGAACAGGCCAUGGGAUUAUUUCUUGAAGCUAGGGAUUAUAAUUUGAAGCUUGAUAAGUACACCUAUGCCGGUGCGUUUGGUUUUUGUGGAGAAAGGUGUGAUCUCGGUUUAGGCAAAUUGUUACACGGGUUGGUUGUUGUAUAUGGUUUGGCUCAUCAAGGUUUUUUUAUCAAUUUGUUGAUCGACAUGUAUUGCAAGUGUGGAAAGCUUGACCUAGCAAUGUCCUUAUUUGAUCGAUCCAAUAAGAAGGAUCAAGUUUCAUGGAAUUCUUUGAUUUCUGGUUAUGUUCGGGUUGGUGCAGUGAAAGAAACGCUUAAUCUGUUGGCUAAAAUGCAUAGAGACUGUCUAAAGUUGAGUACUUAUGCUUUGGGAAGUGCGCUAAGGGCUUGUUGCUUAAACCUGAACGAAGGAUCGAUGGAUAAAGGUAUGGCUAUUCACUGUUACGCAGCAAAAUUAGGGAUGGAAUUUGAUAUAGUAGUUGGUACUGCAUUGCUUGACAUGUAUGCAAAAAAUGGAAGUUUGAAAGAAUCAAUAAAGCUUUUUAGUUUGAUGCCUGGCAAGAAUGUGGUUACGUAUAAUGCGAUGAUUUCUGGGUUUCUCCAAAUGGAUGACAUAACCGAUGAAGCUUCUAGUGAAGCCUUAAAGCUUUUCAUAGAUAUGCAAAGACGGGGAUUGGAACCCUCACCAUCGACGUUUUCAGCCGUGCUCAAAGCUUGUAGUGCCACGCAAACCUUGGAAUAUGGAAAGCAAAUCCACGCGCUCAUAUGUAAGAACAAUUUUCAGUCUGAUGAGUUCAUUGGGAGCGCUCUAAUCGAGCUGUAUGCAUUAAUGGGUUCAACUGAAGACGGAAUGCAAUGUUUUGUUUCAACAACAAAGCAAGAUAUCGCCUCGUGGACGUCGAUAAUUGAUUGUCAUGUCCAAAACGAGCAGCUUGAAAGCGCAUUUGAUCUGUUCCGACAACUCUUUUCAUCCCGUAUAAGACCGGAAGAGUAUACAGUUUCACUUAUGCUGAGUGCUUGUGCUGAUUUUGCUGCAUCAAGCUCAGGAGAGCAGAUUCAGGGUUAUGCCAUAAAGAGUGGAAUCGAUGCUUUCACCAGCGUUAAGACCUCAAGCAUCUCUAUGUACGCAAAAUCAGGUAACAUGCCGCUUGCGAAUAAAAUAUUUACCGAGGUAAAAAAUCCAGACGUUGCUACAUACUCCGCUAUGAUCUCAAGCCUGGCGCAACACGGAUUUGCUAGCGAUGCCUUAAAUGUCUUUGAGGCGUUAAAAACCAGCGGAUUCAAACUGAACCAGCAGACGUUUCUCGGCGUUCUAAUAGCUUGUUGCCAUGGAGGAUUGGUCACACAAGGAAUGAACUAUUUCCAAAGCAUGAAGAACGAUUACGGGAUUAACCCAAACGAGAAACAUUUCACUUGCCUUGUCGAUCUUUUAGGCCGCACAGGGAAACUAGCAGAUGCUGAGAAACUGAUUUUGAGCUCAGGGUAUCAAGACCACCCAGUGAUGUGGAGAGCAUUGCUGAGUUCGUGCAGGGUUUACAACUACAGCGUAAUUGGGAAACGCGUUGCAGAGAGAUUGAUGGAACUCGAUCCCGAGGCCUCUGGCUCGUACGUAUUGUUACACAACAUUUACAACGAGUCUGGAGUCAAUUCUUCUGCUGCAGAAGUUAGAGAGGUGAUGAGAGAUCGAGGAAUUAGGAAAGAACCAGCCUUGAGCUGGAUCUUGAUCGGUCAAGAAGCACAUUCCUUCGCGGUCGCUGACUCGUCUCACCCGUCGAGCCAGAUGAUCUACGCGAUGCUGCAACAACAGUUAGAGACCAUGAACAAUGUAGAUUUUAUAGACGACACUCUUGUUUAUGCUUGUUCUGCUACAUGA